Molecule: messenger RNA, 549 nt
Organism: Chaetura pelagica (chimney swift)
Lineage: Eukaryota; Metazoa; Chordata; Aves; Apodiformes; Apodidae
Gene: RND3
Product: Rho family GTPase 3
Exons: 4
Biological process (GO): small GTPase-mediated signal transduction
Molecular function (GO): GTP binding; GTPase activity
Source: RefSeq, a predicted model, not a curated record
AUGGACAUAUAUGGUGUGUUGUAUCCCUGAAGACUGCUGAGUGAGAGGAUAGGGUCUCCUUAUUACGACAAUGUCCGCCCGCUCUCCUACCCAGAUUCUGAUGCUGUCCUGAUUUGCUUUGACAUCAGUCGGCCAGAAACUCUUGACAGUGUGCUAAAAAAGUGGAAAGGGGAAAUCCAGGAGUUCUGUCCCAACACCAAAAUGCUGUUGGUUGGUUGCAAGUCAGACCUGCGCACAGAUGUCAGCACACUGGUGGAGCUUUCCAGUCACAGGCAGACACCCGUGUCCUAUGAUCAGGGUGCAAAUAUGGCCAAGCAGAUUGGAGCAGCUACGUAUAUUGAAUGCUCAGCCUUACAGUCAGAAAACAGUGUCAGAGACAUUUUCCAUGUUGCCACCUUGGCGUGUGUGAAUAAAACAAACAAGAAUGUGAAACGAAACAAAUCGCAGAGGGCAACAAAGAGGAUUUCACACAUGCCUGGCAGGCCAGAACUUUCCACAGUGGCCACGGACUUGAGAAAGGACAAAGCAAAGAGUUGCACUGUCAUGUGA